This is a messenger RNA of Sclerotinia trifoliorum, 2450 nucleotides long. The record is from the annotation of a GenBank genome assembly. NCBI's taxonomy places the organism in Eukaryota, Fungi, Ascomycota, Leotiomycetes, Helotiales, Sclerotiniaceae.
UUAUCGAAAGAACUUCAAACCGAGUUCCUGAAUAUCCCCAUCAAUUACACUUCAUUGAUACCAUUUGCCCAUCAUGAAGACCACAUGGAAGGAUAUUCAACCAGUGCCAACCUCUCAAGAAUUUCUUGACAUUGUGUUGAGCAGAACACAACGUCGAUUGCCUACACAAAUUCGUUCAGGAUUUGCCAUUACCAGAAUUAGAGGUACAAAAUUCAUUGUCUUCUCAGCGACGAUAAUUUUGACUAACGUGUGUCAGGUUUCUAUACCAGAAAGGUGAAAUUCACAGCGGAGACGUUCUCUGAAAAGCUCUCCCUUAUUUUGGACGGAUUUCCACGACUACAAGAUAUUCAUCCGUUCCACAAAGAUCUCCUCAAUACUCUCUACGAUGCCGACCACUUCCGGAUUGCUCUAGGACAAUUGUCAACCGCUAAGCAUCUCAUUGAAAUCGUUUCUCGCGAUUAUGUCCGACUUCUCAAAUAUGGUCAAUCGCUUUUCCAAUGUAAACAACUUAAGCGUGCUGCCUUGGGACGAAUGGCCACCAUCUGCAGAAGACUUAAAGAUCCUCUCUUGUAUCUCGACCAAGUUCGUCAGCAUCUCGGUCGUCUUCCGUCCAUCGACCCAAAUACUAGAACACUUUUGAUCUGCGGUUAUCCUAAUGUUGGAAAGUCUAGUUUCUUGAAAAGUGUCACCAGGGCCGAUGUAGAUGUUCAGCCAUAUGCUUUCACCACUAAGAGUUUGUUCGUUGGACAUUUCGACUACAAAUACCUCCGAUUUCAAGCAAUCGAUACCCCCGGUAUAUUGGAUCAUCCCUUGGAAGAGAUGAACACAAUUGAAAUGCAAUCUAUCACUGCCAUUGCGCAUUUGAGAUCUGCCAUUCUCUACUUUAUGGAUUUGUCUGAGCAGUGUGGCUACACUGUUCAAGCACAAAUGCAACUUUUCCAAAGUAUCAAACCACUUUUCGCCAACAAGCUCGUUUUCAUUGUCAUCAACAAAAUUGAUGUUACACGCCCUGAAGACUUGGAUCCCGAGACCCAGGCUCAACUCCAGGCACUACUCAAACCUGGUGACGUUGAGUUAUUACAACUCUCUUGCACAACUGCUGAGGGGGUUCAAGAGGUAAAAAACGCUGCAUGCGAGCGUUUGAUUGCGGAUCGUGUUGCUCAAAAGCUCAAGGCUGGUACAAACAGCAGUGGUGCUGUUGGUGGUAGAUUGGGCGAUGUUCUUGCAAGAAUCCACGUUGCAAGACCUAUGGAUGGUAUUGUCAGAGAAUCUUUCAUCCCAGAGGCUGUUUUAGCCAAGAAGAAGUACGACAAAAACGAUCCAGAGCGCAUUAAGCUUGCUCGUGAUAUCGAGGAAGAGAAUGGUGGAGCUGGAGUUUAUAACGUCGACUUAAAGGACAAAUACAUGCUCGAAAAUGACGAAUGGAAGCACGAUAAAAUUCCCGAAAUCUUCGACGGAAAGAACGUUUACGAUUUCGUAGACCCCGAUAUCGAGGCCAAAUUAGCCGCCUUGGAGGCGGAAGAAGAGAAGCUUGAAGCAGAAGGAUAUUACGAUUCUGAUGACGAUCUCGAAGAUGCCGAGGACGCCGAGAUCCGUAUGAAGGCUAAUCUCAUCCGCGAGAAGCGCGAACUUAUCAAGAAUGAAGCCAAGAUGAAGAAAUCCCUCAAAAACCGUGCUCUCAUUCCCCGCUCUGCCACACGCAAGAAGCUCUCUGAGAUGGAAGAUCACCUCGACUCUCUCGGACACGACACUACUUCCAUUGUCGCGCGUGCACGCUCACAAUCUAGAGGCCGCAGUCAAGUACGCAGCCGCGCACAAACUGAAGAUGCUAUGGAUAUUGAUGAUCCUGAUUAUGAGGCCAAGAUGCGCGCCAAGAGCAGAGCAAGAAGCCAGGCCAACAGAAGAGAUGAUGGUGUCGCAGGAAAUGAGGAAGCCAGGACAAAGGCUGAGCGUGCUCAGAAACUUGGCCAGAGAAAGAUGAAUCGUAUGGCAAGACAGGGUGAAGCCGAUAGGCAUGUUGCUGGUGUCAGACCAAAACAUUUGGUAUGUUUAUUUCCCUCUCAACCCCUAGUCACUUUUAUAUUUCUUACGGUGUCUCAAAAUGGCCCUUUCAAACCCUAUAUUAAGUACCCUUCUAACACAUGUGCGAAUAGUUCUCCGGCAAACGCAGCAUCGGCAAAACAAACAGUCGUUAAAAUACCCACUGACAUUCAAGGCACAAUUCUAUUUCAAGCUUACUAUAAUGGAAUUAUGCAUGGCGUUUUGGAGGGUUUGGGGAGGGUUCUCUUUGCUCAUUUACGGCAUAAUGUAUUCAGAUGUAACAGGUGUUGCAUUACGUACCAAAAGCAAAAGAGACAAUGAUGAACAUGAAAAAUCUUGCAACCUAAACAAGAAAUACUUCCUGUCGCAAUAAUAUUUCGCUGCCAUACUAUGAAUGUGAAGAACAUCAA